Molecule: messenger RNA, 411 nt
Organism: Peronospora farinosa
Lineage: Eukaryota; Oomycota; Peronosporomycetes; Peronosporales; Peronosporaceae
Source: the annotation of a GenBank genome assembly
AUGGCUCGUACCAAACAAACCGCUCGUAAAUCUACCGGAGGCAAGGCCCCGCGCAAGCAACUCGCCACUAAAGCCGCUCGCAAGUCUGCUCCCGCCACCGGUGGAGUGAAGAAGCCUCACCGUUAUCGUCCUGGUACGGUCGCUCUGCGUGAGAUCCGUCGCUACCAGAAGUCGACGGAGUUGUUGAUCCGCAAGCUGCCUUUCCAGCGUUUAGUGCGUGAAAUUGCCCAGGACUUCAAGACAGAUCUACGCUUCCAGGGAUCUGCCGUGCUUGCUUUGCAAGAGGCUGCCGAGGCUUACCUUGUGGGAUUGUUCGAAGACACCAACUUGUGCGCCAUCCACGCCAAACGUGUAACUAUCAUGCCUAAGGACAUUCAGCUAGCUCGUCGCAUUCGUGGUGAACGCUCGUAG